Sphaeroforma arctica JP610 is the source of this 1398-nucleotide messenger RNA. RefSeq lists its product as hypothetical. Gene Ontology annotation, biological process: protein polyubiquitination; ubiquitin-dependent protein catabolic process. Gene Ontology annotation, molecular function: ubiquitin protein ligase activity. The coding region runs from base 73 to 1071 and encodes 332 amino acids. NCBI's taxonomy places the organism in Eukaryota, Ichthyosporea, Ichthyophonida. The transcript is spliced from 3 exons. The record is from RefSeq and is a predicted model, not a curated record.
UGUAUAUAAAAGACGAGGGUAAUUCUAACGAGCUCACAAUUGUAACGGUCUACAACUUUUUAACAAUAUAAUAUGCCGGUCUCUUUUCUGUUUAUAGACAAAUCCUUCAAUGUCAAGUGUGCGUUAUGCCGUGAUAUACCUAUAGACGCAUGCGAUACACGCUGUUGUGGUAGUGUAUACUGUGCUCGGUGCAUAAACAAUCUAUCUCUAUCAUCAUCGUCAUCUAAGGAUAAGUAUUGCCCAGCCUGCUCUGCACCCAUCAGCACAUCAGACGUUUCCGAGAACUUUUAUCUGCGUAAGCGGGUAGAUGAGUUAGAGGUCUCCUGCGACACAUGUGGGGAGAGUGGAAUUCGUAGUCAGAUGCGAGAGAAACAUACGGAAGCGCAAUGCAGGGGCUCGAGAACAGCUAACUCUAAUUACGUGUACCCCCCAACGUCCCCUGCGCCUUAUACAAACACUCGAGAACGCGAAUCAACUAUUGCGGAGUCUGCUCCACCUGCAUACGAGAGCUUACGAAAUGACCUUGCUUUUGAAAGCAUACCAACGGAAGCGAAUGACGGAAGUGAUCAGAACGCACCGGAAUAUGGUCAGCAAAGUUCUGGUACUGCUACGGAUGGGGCUGUCACUGUAUCGAAGGGUUCAUACUUCAUGUCCAUCCUUCGGUCAGCUUGGUCACGAAUUGCCGGCGUAGUAGAAACUCAUCGCGCGACUAAGAAGCUCAGACGUGAACAAGCAAAUCAGAACCGAGCGGAAAAAAUCAGCAGAUGCAAGCAGAAAGUGGCUGCUAUGUGGUUAAAAAAUGCUGAGGGGUAUGGUAGCAGCAGCACAACAAUUGCAGAUACAAGUCGCGGGAAGAGUAAAAAAUGCCAGAGAGCUCAAAGAAAAGAAGCCAAAUGGGCGCGAAAACAUGAACAUUUUUCGAAAAAGUGUUACGAGCUUUUGGAACGCAAUGAUGGAGACGACGACAAACGCAAGCGCGAGUGCCGCUACCAAAGACGUUGGACGAGGAAGGCCAACCGAUGUGCACGCAAGCAGGAGAGAUGGUGUAGCCGAAUUGACUGCCGUAUAUAAGUAUAUAUAUAUAUAUAUAUAUAUAGCUUUUUCCGUUCAAAUUUAGAGGUUCAUUGCUGGGAUGCUCUUGAUUGCAUCUUCACUAUUUAGAUGUAUAUUUGAAUACGUUGCUUGGAAGGAAAAGCUUGAAGCUCUUUUAUAUCUUUUAUUUACUCUCUCUCUUUAGAAAGAAUACCACUCAUUGGUAUAGUUAUAGAUUCAAUAAAUACUGAAAGCUAUUAUGUAUAUAGCACUCGCAUUGGGUCUCGUCCAUUUGCACCUUUUUUACACAGCACGUAUCUAACUUCAAUCUGAAUAGAAUCGUAUUUCAUAGUUAAAAAGAAUACA